Lachancea mirantina is the source of this 1047-nucleotide messenger RNA. Lineage: Eukaryota; Fungi; Ascomycota; Saccharomycetes; Saccharomycetales; Saccharomycetaceae. The record is from the annotation of a GenBank genome assembly.
AUGCCCAUUCACACCUCCGUUACAGAAGUUUCCCGAGCCAUUGAUCGAACCCUCACUGAGGACGUUUUCCCUCCUGCAGAAGUCUCCGAUGAAGAACGGUUUUUCCUCACGAAUCCCAGACCAUUUUACCUUGACGAUCUUGUCAACCAGGCCCGCAGUUUCAUUGAACUUCAAUCGAAACUGGGCCGCAAGCGUAUUGUAGUGAUCACUUCGGGAGGUACCACGGUUCCUCUGGAAAAUAACACAGUCAGGUUCAUCGACAAUUUCUCUGCAGGCACUAGAGGAGCUGCCAGUGCAGAACAAUUUCUACGUCACGGUUACGCAGUUCUGUUCCUACAUCGAGAGUUUUCACUCACUCCUUUCAACAGAGCGUUCACCCAUAACAGCGAAGUUUGCUUUCUGGACUACUUCGAUGAAAACGGUAAUGCUAACGAAGAGUUCAAGACCCGUAUCUUGGCCAACAAGGCACUCUACGACAAAUAUACACGCCAAAACCAACAAUUGCUACUUUUGCCCUUUACUACUGUCAACCAAUAUCUAUGGUCCUUGAAGGCCAUCGCGAAGUUGUUGAAUCGCGACGCCACUUUAUUUUACUUGGCUGCUGCCGUCAGCGAUUUCUUUGUGCCCAGUUCUCGCAUCCCAGAGCACAAGAUACAGUCUAAUGAGGAGCAUCGGGAUCUAGAUUCGGCUGAAGCAAGUCAUACAACUGCCGAGGGUAAAUUAAUAGUCAACUUGGAUCCAGUGCCCAAAUUUUUGAGGCGACUCGUCAUGUCCUGGGCGACACAGGCUAUGAUAGUUUCCUUCAAACUCGAAACCGACAAAUCCAUUCUCAUCAAGAAAGCCACACAGGCGCUGGAUCGCUAUAACCAUCAACUUGUGAUAGGUAAUCUUUUGCAGACACGUAGCAAGGAAGUUGUGCUCGUAUCCGAGAGCAGCAGAAAUGGGGAAUGGAUAAGAAUACAUGAUCCCUCGGAGGUGAUUGAAGAAUUAAUCGUUCCCGAAGUCAUCAAACGUCAUUCCGCUUGGGUCAAUCGCCAAACGGUUUAA